Messenger RNA from Myxocyprinus asiaticus (Chinese sucker), 1366 nucleotides. RefSeq names its product syntaxin 7-like (gene stx7l). Gene Ontology annotation, cellular component: membrane; SNARE complex; synaptic vesicle. The coding region runs from base 121 to 897 and encodes 258 amino acids. NCBI's taxonomy places the organism in Eukaryota, Metazoa, Chordata, Actinopteri, Cypriniformes, Catostomidae. The transcript is spliced from 10 exons. Gene Ontology annotation, molecular function: SNAP receptor activity; SNARE binding. Gene Ontology annotation, biological process: intracellular protein transport; vesicle fusion; vesicle-mediated transport. The record is from RefSeq and is a predicted model, not a curated record.
GAAGGCUGAAGAAACAUCACGUGACCCCGAGUGAAGAAAUCAGCAGAGGACUCGGGAGUUUCGCUCGUGAAAAUCCAGAUUUGGUGACUCAUUCUGUGAAGAUCUGAAGAGGACCCCAUCAUGUCUGGAUCAAAUCAGGUUGAUGCAAAUGUGCUGGCACAGACUAUAAGCUCAAACAUCCAGAGAAUAACACAGCUAACUAAUACAAUCCAGCAAGCGAUAAACCACCUUGGAACAGCACACGAUUCGACUGACCUGCGACAGAGAUUACAACAGGAACAGCAGAAUGUCAGUCAUCUUGCUAAAGAGACCGAUAGAUUGAUGAAAGAGUUCAGCUCUUUACCUGCGACCACAGAGCAGCGACAAAGAAAAAUCCAGCGAGAACGUCUAAUCACGGAAUUCUCCAAUGCGCUGGGCGUUUUCCAGAAAGCUCAGCGAGAGGCGGCCAAAAAAGAGAAGGAGUUUGUGGCUCGUGUCCGUGCCAGCUCAAGAAUUUCAAGUGGCGCUACAGAUGAUGACUUUGGAGGAAUCGCUUCACCUUUUGCAAGUGAGAGUCAAAUUCAUUCUCAGUCCUUUGAGGUGAACAUCACAGAAGAAGAUCUGCAGCUCAUUCAGGAGAGAGAAUCAGCAAUCAGACAACUGGAGUCGGACAUCACAGACAUUAAUGUAAUCUUCAGAGACUUGGGCAUGAUGGUGCAUGAACAGGGAGACAUGAUUGACAGUAUAGAGGCCAAUGUAGAAAGCACAGAGAUCCAUGUGCAGUCGGCCACACAGCAGCUGUCCAGAGCAGCAGACUUCCAGACGUCGUCCCGCAAGAAGAUUUGCAUCCUCAUCGCUGUUCUGGUCGUGCUGGCUGUCAUUAUUGGUUUGAUUAUCUGGGCUGCCGUCAGAAGAUGAGCCUGCAUCUUUUUCAUCUAACGUUCCACAACGUUUGUUCAGCAGUGUCUUUAAUGAGUUGUAGAGGUUUUUCACCAAGUAAAACUGCUGAGUUGCUUUCUAAAUGCAUUUAAGAUAUUGCCAUCAAAGGAAUGUUCCGGGAUCAAUACAAGUUAAACUCUGUUGUCCACAGAAAAUAAUUUGGACUCAUCCCUUAGUUCGUAAAAACAAACCAAAUAACUAUGGCUGUCCAUUUAACAAGUUAAUUUAGUGAAAUUAAUUGUGUCCAGUGAUAGGGUUAUGUCCAAUUAUAAGAUAACAAAACAAACAAUUUAUUGACUGCUAAAGCAACUUUUCAUAAUGUCUAUUCAGUGCUUUACUCAUUUUCUAAAGCAAUGUAAUUUGAACUGUCUUUGUUUGGGGACUUAUUGAGCAAAUAUUGAUAUCUGAUUAUUUGUGAUUAACCGAUUAUGAAAUUAAUUCAAUAAAA